Molecule: messenger RNA, 1315 nt
Organism: Hermetia illucens (black soldier fly)
Lineage: Eukaryota; Metazoa; Arthropoda; Insecta; Diptera; Stratiomyidae
Exons: 5
Coding region: 656-1093 (145 amino acids)
Source: RefSeq, a predicted model, not a curated record
CAGUUUGAAUCGUGCUUUACUCGGAAAAGCAAUUACUCGUCUGCGGUGUAACGAGCGUGAUUUGUGGCUUGCUACAAGCUUUCCCGGCAUUUCCUCUGAUUCGUCUUAACACCCUAUCAAAGUUUAUUGCAAGCCACCCACCCCAAUCAUUUACCGUGCAAACGGCACACUUUCCAUAUUGUUCACUUGCAAGGAGGACUUUUCUCACGGAAGGGAAAUUUCGUUAUUCAAAUUCGAAUCUAUCGGAACCUUCUGCGACUGCUUGUCCACUUGCAGGAAUUUCACUGGCUUCACGGUAGCAAAGCGGGGGCAGCUACUUCUUCGGUGUUUCCUGACUGUUGAACGCACCUACCUGUUGCUAUAAAAGUGGAAAACUGUUGAUCGACGCGUUCACUCCUAUCGCGAGAUUCCUUCGAAAGCGUUACGAAUUCGUUAAAUAUUGUUCGGAAAGAACCGUUUCGGAAAGUAUCCUGUGUGGACAUUUCAGAAAGAUAAAAGAUUGUGAAAGUUUACAAGUUGUGAAUAAACUGUUAAUAUAAAAAGAGACAGAAGUGCGUAACCAAGUUGAACAGUUGCAGCUACCUCUAAGGUUCUCAGCUUAAGUUUCAUUAACAGAUAUUUGAGCCCACACAAGGAAACCACAUCGAUAUCAUAUAUGGCACCACAGACAUCACAGAUUUUUAUCUUACUCCUUAUAACAUUGAUGGGUCAUAGUGCUAUGGCCCGUUCAGUCUACGUCCCACUGAUUUCCAGGCAGGAGCUUCCCUAUCUUUUAGGAGAGGUUGACAAUUCCGAUGAAUUAUAUCAAGAUACCAAAAAAGUGUCAGACGGAGAGAUCGAUGCACAGGCCAGAUGGUUAUGGUUGAAGGACUUACUUCUAUCCGAUUACGAUGAAAACAGUCGAAGAAAUUCCAUUUUUGGAAGUGAAACCAAACCAACUAUACCUCCAUUGCCUCAGGGCGGCAUGGCACGGAGGAAUGGUUCCAGUGGACAUAAACAGAAGAAGAGUAAUUCAGCAUGGGGCGAAUAUAUGACACCCUGUCACUUCAAAAUCUGCAAUUUCGGCCGAAAGCGGAAUGUAUUCAAUCUAUAAAUAACGAUUCUAAAGAUUGGAAGUCAUGAAACCCGGAAUUAUAUAAACUGUCAAGAAAAUUAUAUCGAACUAUGUCUACGAAUUGGAAAAUUGCAAUUGACUUUUCCGUAUUGCUUAUCACCACCUUUCCCAGCAAAAUUUUAAGAAAAAAAAAACCUAAAAAACAUUAAUAUGUAGUUUAAUCCUGAAACAAUACAAAAUAAAGCAGCAAAUUCCAUCGUA